GCGAAUUCGAUCAAAGUGGAUUUGCAAGUGCUUUAUUUUGAAAGAAAAUUUUUCAUAUGAAUACCUAAUUGAAAAUUCCUCAGAUUUUUGUCAAAAACCGUAUAACUAAAUAAAUAAGGUCACAGUACUAUCUAUUUAAACUUAAACUACCCCAUAUAGUCCAAGUGCUUUAUUUAAUGAGACACCAGCACUAAGCACACUAAUUAUUAAGCAGUAUAAACAUUCAAUUUUGUUCCCGAAACAAGUAAAUUAGGAAAUAAAAUGCUUUGUUAACAAAAAAAAACUAAUAUGUAAAACCAAACGAGCCAAUCUUUAAAAUUUCCAAUAUUCUAAAUCAGUGAACUAAGUGUUUAAAUAUUUUUAACGCUGUCAAUAUGCAGAUAGAAUAUUAAAAAAAUAAAAUACAAUCAACCGCACAGUUUUAAGAAUCGAACCUAAAUAAUAAUGGAUCCUAACUCCAGCCCGUGGGCGUAUGCUUAUAACCGCAUUGUUCCGUCAGCUUCAGGUUCCAGUGACGAUUUUCAGCAUACGCACUUGGCACAAAUUUCAGCCGCCGCUGGGUCUUCGGCGCAAUCACUGCUCCUGCAAGCAGCUCACUCAAGCAUCGCUGGUUUCAAUGCAACAAGUGGAAAUUUUGUGCCCCCUACACCGAUCGGAGGAUAUAAUCCUGUAUUCCAGCAAAUUUACCAUCAUGCCGCUCAGGCUGCAGUCCAACCGAAGCCGGCUCAUUACGCUUCCUCUGCAGUGAGCACAUCCCACCGACAUCUAGGCCUGUCUGGUACGGUAGAAAAGCAAGAAAUUUGUCGAUCGCAACCUGCCGCUCUGGGCUACACAACGAAUCAGUCCAUUAAUAUACCAACGUCGAGCUAUUAUGGCGAGAACUCUUCUUCUAGUGGCGCGUCACCUUCCCCCACUACUAGUGCAACUUCAUCAACAACUUUGAGUUGGAAUACGCCAGUAAUAGGCACGCCACAGCAAAUGUCAGCGAACACUUUUCUUACCAUGCACCAGCAGCAACAGCAAGCCCAACAACAAGCAACUAUUAAUCAAGUAGAAAAGGUAAUCAAUUCCAAGCAGUCCAACCUUCAAAUUCAAAUGAAGGGUAACUCAAAGAAUUAUGAAGACCUAAUUUAUGUUGGAAACCAUCAGCAAGAGCACGAAGAGAACACUCUUCAGCUAGAUAAUCAAAUCAUUCAAGCCGUCUCCGAAGAAGAUUGCGCUCGUUCUGAAGAGGGCUUCUAUACAUUUGUUGACGGAAAACUGUCGUACAACAUUCCCGCUGCUGCGAUAAGCUCAGCUUCUCUGCCAAAUAAAAUGCCAGUCUCUUCGAUUAAGGUUGUGACGCCAAGAAAGCAUAGCUCUAGCGAAAGUCAUCACCCUACUCUACAGCAAGGCUUAAGACAAAUUCCCAGUCCAGCUUAUCCAAUUUAUGAAAGCCCUUCCUUAUGUUCUUCUGUGGGUUCACCACCCCCAGCUGUGAACAGUGUUCACAAUAACGAAUCGGCUAACAAUUCGAGCCAUAACAAUGUGUACAAGUCAAAUACACCAACACAACAAGCCCAAACCUCUCUCGACGUAUCUAACGUUGGACGCGGUGCUAAUAGCAAUAACAGUCGCAACAACAAUUUUGCGAGAAAUAGUGUUAGCAAUAGCUCUCUUUCACCUACAACAAGUGUUGGCUAUUCUUCUGUGAUAACAAGUGCCUUUCAAGCUCAACAGCAACAACAGUUGCAACAAGAACACCAUCAAAUUCAACAGUCUGUAUGCUGGCCCGGUAGCAGUACCAACAAGUUAUCUGAUAUAAGUAAACAUGAUCAGAAGGUGUACUCUAUCCAUUUCCCACAUGCACAAGAAAACAAUAUUUACAUAUUGCCUCCAUCGUUGCAAAUAAAGCGUACGAUAAUAGAAACAGUCCAGCAAAACUCUGAAUUACCACAGGCUUCGCCCCAGGUUCACCAGCAAAUGGUCGAAAAUACAUUGCAUGUUAUGUCUUCACAAAGAGAUGCAGCAAAACAACAACCUCGAAAUCAAUUACAGCCGACAGAGCCGCAACAAAUAGCACAAAACAAACAACAACAUUCUGUUGAAAACGUUUUGGCUUCAAACAAUGCACAAGCGUCACAGAUUCAAAAUACCACUAAGGUUGAAGAAGUACAAAAGCCGGCUCCUACUAAAAAAGCACCUAGAAAAAGGCAACCUAAGAAAACUUUACUACAAAACAAUGACUUUUCGCGAACAUCACAGCAAAACAAUCAACCUAUCCAACAACCUUCAAGGCAACAACAACAGCAACAGCAACAAAUUCAACAUCAUCAACCCCAACAGCAGCAGCAACAACAGGUCCAACAACAACAACAACAACAACAGCAGCAGCAGCAACAACAACAACAACAUAAUAGUUCCUUUUACGAUUACAAUAACCGAUGGAUGCAGCCAAAAGUUGAAAAUAAUAUAAAUAUUCCGUCGUUCAGCAACAAUCAGUCACAACAGCCGAAUCCUGUACCCCAACCAGCGCACGUUCAGUCUUCUCAAACCCAUCCUCAUAUAUCUCAGAUUUCACAGUACUAUCCGGCAUUUCCUCAGCAUGUUUCAACACAAUACGCUGCGUGCAUGAGUCAGAAUACUAACCUCUACAAUUUGACGCCAUUAGGACAAGACACUCAGCAAGAACAACAACAACAACAACAGAAUGUUCAUCAAAAUACACAAGAAACAUUGCAACAGCAAAACCCCACAGAAGAAGUGCAGGCAGACCAAGCAGCGGAAAGUUUGUCUUGCAAAGUCAUAGUGCCCAAUAUUGAAGACGAACUCCAUUUUCUUACGACUGCGGAUCCGAAAGCAGCUAAAAUGCAAAAUAACUUACUUUAUGGUCGUGAUUCUAAUAAUCUCAAAACAUCUUUGCAAAAACCACCAGAAACAACAAACACGUACCCACCUUUUGAAAAGAAAGACGCGCCAGGAAAGAAAUCAGCCUUCAUGGAUAGCUAUCUUAAAUUUCUUCAAGGUGAACGCGAUGAAUCACCCCCGCCUCUUAUGAAGACAGGUAGAAAAUAUAACUACCAAAAGCCAUGUAUGCAAAAGGAGUAUGCUAGUAAUAACAAAAGGAAAUCUAAUGACAACAGUCACUCGUCUAACACAUCUUCUGUGACAGCUGCAGAAAACGCGCCAGCAGUAGAAGGCUCCGCUGCACCUACAAGCAAUAAUGAAGGAACUAUCACUGGUUCAGAUGAUGGCCAUAAAAUAAAAAUAAUAAGUCAAACCCAGAUACUCCCAAAAAAGAGACCACAAGCACAAAACAUGGCUGCAGUUAUACAACAGAAUCCAGCGAGUUCUGAAGAAACUCCACAACAGCAUCAGGUGCAACAGCAACAACAACAACAACAACAGCAGCUCCGCGUUCCGCAACAACAACAUUCGCAGCAGUACCGACAGAUUCCACCACAAUCUCAAAACUUCCAUCAAGAUCCCUUGGCUCUUCCUCCUCGCAGAGAGCAAUCUUUGCGAAAAGCAAAGGCACGUGGUAUCAACGAAAUUAUGCAAACUUCCCCUGCAGUUACGGACCGCGAUGAACCAGAAGAGUUUGCUGAUUCUGAUGCGGACCCUGUUUGGACACCACAAGACGAUGAUAGUGAGGAUGGUAUGCCUGGAAACUUUGCGGGAAAACGUAAGAACCGGCGAAUUAAACCAAAUCCUUCAACAAAGAAAAAAGAUAGCUCUGCUAUGAAAGACGAUACAACAUUAGAAAACGAUAGCAUCAAUAAAAUGGCUUUAGUUUCAUCAACAUCGAACAAUUUGUCAGAGAAUACAUCUGCAAAUGCUGGCGACAACUUCAAGACUGGUGAUUUCAUUGUUCUGCGGUCAGAUUUAGUAAAUGACUGGCCAAUAAUAUGGCAAGUUGAUUCUAAGUGCAUCUUACAAAAAUAUGAAUCAUUCUGCCAGAAUGGAAAAAUGUUCUAUCGCAACAUGUCGAAGCAGUAUGCAUCAUGGAAUUUAGACACAAAAAAACUAUACAUUAAAGCACCAGUACGCAUUCAAGUUCAAUCUCAUACCGAAACAAUUGUGGAGUUUAUGCGUUCUGAGUUAUUAGCUGAUGAUACUGAACAAUUUAUCGAAAAAAUUAUGGAAGACUAUCUUACUUAUCGAGAUCAUUUUGAGAUUUACAUUCAAACAAUGAUUUCACAAGUCUUGGACCCGAGUUUCUUUUCGGAAAUUAAUAGAGAAAAAGACGAAUACUUUUUAUCAAGUGUAAGGACCAUCGAUGAAAUAAUGGAAAAUUGCAAAAGAAAAUUACUUUCGAUAACUCCUUGGACGCGAAGUGUUAUUGUUUCGAUAGAAACAUGGCCACAAUGUCAUGUUUUCACAGAAUGGGGGCAAAACAAUGUGAAUCAGAAAAACUGUGGGGGAUGUCACCAGCCGGGUAUAUCAGUUAGAUUCCUUCUGUUCGGACAUCCCUACAAUACGAAUACAAUGCAAACAGUUCCAGUUGAUAUGAGAGUCGCUUACGAGAAGGAUAUUCUUCUUUGCCGAAUAUGUGCUGCCAGAGCUGAUAUAUUCCACAAAAUUGCUCAUGAAAAAUACAAUUUGUUUGCUAUUUGCACAAGACGUGUUGGUGAACAUCAAAAAGAGUUACCAGGAAAAAGUUCUACAGACAUUUUAAAUGAUCUGCUUGCUGAAAACAACUGGGUGGAUGAGCUAUUUCGUAAUAUGAGAAGCUCCUGGGCAGAAGUUGAAAGUUUGGAACGGCAAAAACGUUUUCACGAAGUUUCGCAAUAAUAAAUUUGAUUUAUAAAAAAAUAUGAAUUAAGUAUUUGGUUUUUAAAAAAGUAUAUUUUAUAUUAUUUCGAUGUAAAGAAGUUUUUUGUUUCAAUAUCCAAUUAAAAAAAAACAUAGCUAUAAGAAAUAUUAUGAAAUGCGCAAAUCUUUAAGAUUAAAUUUUGUUCAAACAAAUUAACAUGGUUUUUAAGUUUGAAUUUAUCUUCUUCAUUGCUUCAAUGCGUUAUUGAAUGAAAUGUGUAUAAAAUAACGAAAUGAUAAAUUAUAAUGAAAACAAUAUUUACGUUAGCUCGCGUAUGUAUGUUAAUUGUUUUCGUUUUAUUUUUGAAUACAAAAAUUCUUUUAUAGCUGACCUACGAGUAAAUGUAAGCAAAUAAACAAUUUGAAUGAAAUAAAAACUAUA
This is a messenger RNA of Eupeodes corollae, 5176 nucleotides long. RefSeq lists its product as uncharacterized. The record is from RefSeq and is a predicted model, not a curated record. The transcript has 10 exons. Gene Ontology annotation, cellular component: nucleus. Lineage: Eukaryota; Metazoa; Arthropoda; Insecta; Diptera; Syrphidae. The coding region runs from base 445 to 4773 and encodes 1442 amino acids.